AUGUUGGAUCAAAUGGCGAACGAAAUCAAGCUCAUCUCGGGGAGCUCCCACCCCGAAAUCAGUACCAAGGUCGCUAGCCGACUCGGUAUUGAUAUCGCAAACACCAUGAGCCUUAACUACUCCAACCGAGAGACUAGUGUUUCUAUCGGAGAGUCUGUUCGUGACGAGGAUGUCUUCAUUCUUCAGUCUACUGCUCCUGGAGAUGUCAACGAUGGACUCAUGGAGCUACUCAUUAUGAUCCACGCUUGUCGAACUGCUUCGGCUAGACGUAUCACUGCUGUUAUCCCCAGCUUUCCUUACGCUCGCCAAGACAAGAAGGAUAAAUCCAGAGCUCCCAUCAGUGCUAAGCUGAUUGCAAACAUGCUGCAGGUUUCAGGAUGUAACCAUGUCAUCACCAUGGACCUCCAUGCUUCUCAAAUCCAAGGAUUCUUUAACGUCCCCGUGGAUAACCUCUACGCUGAGCCCUCUGUUCUUCGUUGGAUCAGAGAGAACCUUAACGUUGAGAACUGCGUGAUUGUCUCCCCUGACGCUGGUGGCGCCAAGCGUGCUACUUCUCUUGCUGACCGCCUGAACACUGGCUUCGCUCUUAUUCACAAGGAGCGACCUCGUCCCAACGUUGUCGGCCGCAUGGUCCUGGUCGGUGACGUCCAGGACAAGGUCGCCAUCCUGGUUGACGAUAUGGCUGAUACUUGUGGCACUCUUGCCAAGGCUGCUGAGACUGUUCACAAGCAUGGUGCCAGUGAGGUCUAUGCUAUUGUUACUCACGGUAUCUUGAGUGGUAAGGCCAUCGAUACCAUCAACAAUUCUUGCCUUUCAGGUUUAGUCGUUACCAACACUGUGCCUCUGGGUGAUAAGAUUGAGCGAUGCCCUAAGCUCAAGGUCAUCGAUGUCUCUGGAACUCUUGCCGAGGCCAUUCGACGAACUCAUAACGGAGAGUCCGUCUCGUACCUUUUCAACAAUGCUCCCGUCUAA
Fusarium coffeatum is the source of this 972-nucleotide messenger RNA. RefSeq lists its product as uncharacterized. Gene Ontology annotation, molecular function: ribose phosphate diphosphokinase activity; magnesium ion binding. The transcript is spliced from 7 exons. Gene Ontology annotation, biological process: ribonucleoside monophosphate biosynthetic process; purine nucleotide biosynthetic process; 5-phosphoribose 1-diphosphate biosynthetic process. The record is from RefSeq and is a predicted model, not a curated record. NCBI's taxonomy places the organism in Eukaryota, Fungi, Ascomycota, Sordariomycetes, Hypocreales, Nectriaceae. Bases 1 to 972 code for a protein of 323 amino acids. Gene Ontology annotation, cellular component: cytoplasm; ribose phosphate diphosphokinase complex.